ACAACCUGUUAAUCAGUUACAACUUUUCCAAGGGCCAAGUGUAGAGCUGUGUUUCUAGAUCUGUUUUGCCUACUUGGACGUAAAUGUGGCAAAAGUGUUUGGUUUUCACGAAUUGCUCGGUCAUUUGGAGUAUAUUGAGGAACAACUGAGACCAAUAUUUCUGUUUUAGUCAUUUUUCUCAGUACAGAAUUUGUUCGAGUGUAACUUCCGGGUGGCCGCGAUCUCACGGUGUAACUUCCUCCUUCCCCGGCCACAUUUGUAAACAUAAUCCAGACAUGCUGCAUGUGGUUACUGUUGUACUUUUGGUAUGGUGUUUUGUGCCGUGCAAGACGAGGAAUCCACCGGGACACUUGCAGCCACUUGGACGGCACCGACCCCCCUCAGGCCAGAUUGAAUCGCUGGACACCUUGCCGUCCCCGGAGGACUUCUACCAGCGCUACGCUCUGCCGGGCAGACCGGUGGUGUUGUCGGGCGCGGCGCGACUGUCCCCCGCCUACCACAGAUGGACGGAUCGGUACCUCGGCCAGCGACACGCGAAUGAAGAGGCAGAGGUUGAUUCCUCUAAAAAGGAACGUGCCGACAGUUAUAGGGAAGACAUGCGUAUGGAUGAAUUCUUGCAACAGUAUAACCAAUCCGAGAUGUACAUGCUCGAUCGACUGCCAAAGGGUAUGAUGGAAGAGGUGUACCUCCCCCCGUGCCUGUCCUGCGGUGGUUUCACCCGGCACCUUCACGACAUCAGAAUCUGGAUGUCCAGCGGAGGGACCAAGUCCACCUUCCACAUGGACAACAUGGAGAACAUCAUCUGUAUGUACAGUGGGAGGAAAGACUGGCUACUGGUGGACAGCGAGGUGGGGAGACACACACUGCUGCACCACACGGAUGGCACUGAAGACUUUUCAGUCGAUGUCGAUAGGGUGGACAUGUACAAAUACCCAAGCCUGCGUACCAUCCCAUGGUGGUCAGCACGAAUCGAGCGGGGAGACUGUCUCUACCUACCGCACCGCUGGCUGCAUUUCGUACAGUCAUAUGGGAGGAACUUAGCGGUCAACAUCUGGUGGACACCCAUAUCUUCAUUUGACUACUCCGACUGUACUGCAAGAGACAGUCAAACACCUGUACGGCUUAGUGAACUGGAGUUAAAGCAAGGAGAGCAAAUAAGAUAUGUCAUCAGAGUGUACCUUGAAGAAUAUGGUGGCAAACUGCCCAAAGACAUGGUACAAGCCCAGGUUAUCUAUGAUGAAGUGGUCAUCACUGACUGGGUGUUUAAAGGCCUGGAUACCAACAGGGAUGGCUGGCUAACUGUGGAAGAAAUAAACAACUUACCGGUGGAGACCAUUGAAGAUUUGUUGCCUGAUGUGUAUUUAGAAGCAGUUCAUACCUUUGGACGAUGUGAGGCCUACAACAACACUGCAACUGGAGUCCACACCUUCACAUGUGCCAGUUCAUUCACAUAGCCAGACUUAUGUGCACAUACAAACCAUCGCCUUAUACCACAAGUAUAGAAAAUAUGGUGUGUUAUGUAAGCUUCAAAAAGGUACUGUUUUUAAAAAGAGUUGCAAUUUGAAAGUAUUUAUGUUUACUUAAUAUAUAUCUUAGCACUUCCCAUAUAUGUUUCAAGGGAUUUGGUGAAAUUAAGUAUUCAAAAAGUUUGGUUGGUGUACAUUUCCAUUGCAUUGUAGAUUUUCUAUAUAUUGAAUAUUCUGCGUAAGUAUUUAUCUGAGAAAACUACAUAAGUUGAAAC
Messenger RNA from Branchiostoma belcheri (Belcher's lancelet), 1741 nucleotides. RefSeq names its product lysine-specific demethylase 8-like. Gene Ontology annotation, molecular function: 2-oxoglutarate-dependent dioxygenase activity. The coding region runs from base 276 to 1454 and encodes 392 amino acids. The transcript has 7 exons. The record is from RefSeq and is a predicted model, not a curated record. NCBI's taxonomy places the organism in Eukaryota, Metazoa, Chordata, Leptocardii, Amphioxiformes, Branchiostomatidae.